UGUUUACAUGACGUCACAGAGGAAACGACUUCCGGUGUCAACAACAUGGAGAAGUUGUUCGUCUCCUCUGGGACGUUCUCUUAUUUUCACCUUUUCCCACAUUAACGAGAUGAAGGUGAUCCAGCACUCUGCAGAAACACUGCAAACAGCUUUGGUCUCGGAUCGCCAGGACUUGGCUAAACUUUACAGGAAGUACACCAAAGAAGAAAGACGUCUUCUGGAGGAGGGAUUCCUCCAGGGGCAGGGUUCCCUCUUCCAACCCAUCACAGUGCAUUCUGACUCAGACUGGAUCCCUGCUCACCCUGAGGAGCGUCAGGACUUUGAAAGCUUCUACAGAGAUCAUUAUAGGAAGACCCCAACUGCGAGCCACAACACUAUAUAUAUUCAAACCAUAGGUUCCUUUGGGGAGGCAGGGGUCCAGACAGACCAGUAUGUGGAGUGGCUCAGACAAUACUGCCAGGCCUUCUUCUAUGGGCUUUCUGUCAAGUUGCUGCCUGCAGUUACUGUGGCUGAAACGGGAUGCUCUUUCCGUGUUAACAGCAGCUCACACAACCUUCAGAUCCUCACUGGUGAUCUUCUACGAUUUCUGGGCAACAGGAAGCCAAAAGAUGCUUUUUGUAUUGUCGGAAUCACAAUGAUUGACCUGUACCCCAAAGACUCCUGGAACUUUGUCUUUGGACAGGCGUCUCUCAGUAUGGGAAUGGGUGUUUUCAGCUUCGCCAGGUAUGACGACAACUUCUACAGCAGAAAUUAUGCGGGACGACUGAAAAAACGUCUGCAGCCAAAGCAGGGGGAUUACUCUGUGUUUGACGGAUAUUACACUCCCCCCAUCUCCAGCACUCUGCUGCUUCGUUCCUGCAAGACAAUGACACACGAGAUUGGCCACAUGUUUGGAAUAAGGCAUUGCCAGUGGUUGAGCUGCGUCAUGCAGGGCUCCAACCAUCUCGAGGAGUCUGAUCGCAGGCCUCUGGAUUUCUGUCCCAUCUGCCUUCGCAAGCUACAAGUUUCAGUCGGCUUCAAAAUAGCUGAAAGAUACAAGGCCUUACUGCACUGGAUGGAGGAGGAUCAGAGAUCAAUAUACAGACCAGAUGAGGCCUCUGCCUCUCAGUCUGCACUCUCCUGUUCCAAACCCACUGAAGCCUUUCAUGCUUCUACACUUUGGCUCCACAGAUGCCUGGAUGUACUGGAAAAAACAUGAACUACAGUGUUUUCCAGUGGCUCUGGAAACAACAGAGAAGAAAGUGACAUCAAAAUGUAUGUAGCCCGACACUUUUCAUGUGCAACACGCAACAGAUAUGUGCUGCUUUUUGAUAUAAAACCACUUCUGACAUUGUACCUGACAGAUAUUGGCUGAUAAUACACAGCAUAUGAUAAGAGAGUGACUCAAUACCAGAAUAUAUUGAGUUGUAUUUGUAGAACUAAAAUGUCAAAGUAAAACAAACACACAGAAAUUGUGUAGAUGUGAAUUUAGUAAGACACGUUUUUAUUAUAAAGUUUGACUUAUUGUUUGAAUGUGGCAGAAAGCUGUUUACCAUGUGAUCCAGCAGAGGGCGUCCAAAACUUCACAUUAAACUUGACCCCUGGUAUCCCUGAUGACCUUUCAGUGAACUAAUGCUGCGUUCCAAAGGCAAAGAUCAGAAUUAUCCAGUUGCUAACACACAAAGAAAUGCACAACAACAUAACCUCCUUUAGAAAAAAUGUGUUCAGUUGAAUUUAAAUUAGUAUGUUUAAGGUUUAAAAUAUUCUGUGAAGAUGUGGUG
Paralichthys olivaceus (Japanese flounder) is the source of this 1760-nucleotide messenger RNA. RefSeq names its product archaemetzincin-2 (gene amz2). The record is from RefSeq and is a predicted model, not a curated record. NCBI's taxonomy places the organism in Eukaryota, Metazoa, Chordata, Actinopteri, Pleuronectiformes, Paralichthyidae. Gene Ontology annotation, molecular function: metallopeptidase activity. Gene Ontology annotation, biological process: proteolysis.